Lytechinus variegatus (green sea urchin) is the source of this 15235-nucleotide messenger RNA. It is a transcript of the gene cep350, whose product is annotated as centrosome-associated protein 350-like. Gene Ontology annotation, molecular function: microtubule binding. The coding region runs from base 124 to 10647 and encodes 3507 amino acids. Gene Ontology annotation, biological process: microtubule anchoring. The transcript has 28 exons. The record is from RefSeq and is a predicted model, not a curated record. Gene Ontology annotation, cellular component: centrosome. Lineage: Eukaryota; Metazoa; Echinodermata; Echinoidea; Temnopleuroida; Toxopneustidae.
AACUAUCGUAACACCAUCCGAGAAUCAGCAAAAAGGAUAUAUCCCACAAUGCAUCAUUUGCCCCUCUAAUAUCAAGAUGGCGUUUGGACAUGAUAGGUGAUAUAAUGUAGUUGGUGCUUUAUUAUGGCCAGUACAACAGUGAGAGCAAGGCGGGUAACUGAGCCUACUGUAGUCCAAAGACAUCCCUUUCAAGUCGAUGAUGAAAAGCCACUUGCAGAUUUGGCUACAGCAUGGGACAAUAUCACAGAAGCAAAGUCAGCUUUAUAUCGAGCUGAAGCCCGCAUAGAACACCUUGAUGAUACUUCAGGAAGCCUCCUAGAGCCAAGGCAUCCUACAGGUGCACGUCUACCUGUAGAUUCUGUACCGUCCAUGGAAAUCAGAUCAAGCCCUACAUGUACUUCAAAGGUUCAGAAGACUAGGAAGCAUCCAUAUGAAAAGCCCAGAAAAAAGGUCACCAUUAAAGAAGACCUACAGCAAAGGAGGGAUUUGGAACUGUUUCCUCCCGAUCUAACAGCAAGCACAAUACACUCCCAGCGAUCAGGCUCCCAACAACCAAGCAACAUAACUGACAGUGCAAUCACAACUCUUAGAGACACUACAGUCAGCAAAAGUAUGAAUCCUCAAAGAGGCACUUCAGCACCAGACCGGCCGAGGGAGACAUCCAGCAGGGACAUCCUCGGAAAUGGUUCUGCAAACCUGUCCAUAGGCAGCAGCUCGGAGAUCAGAGUCUUGAAUGAUAUCCGGACUCCUAGCCUUGUUCGUCAGGCAUCUACGGUUGAAGUGUCACCAGGUUUAAGAGUGAGCAAGGACUACAUCCCUGCCUAUGACAGGCUGUUCGGGGAUAAUCCUGUGAUGAAAUUGAGUCAGGACAAGGCAGCAUCCUCUGUGGCUUAUACCCCAGAGAACAAGUUGCUGCUUCAAAUGAUAUCCUCCAGCACAAAGACUAAGGAUCCAGCAAUGCUUAAUCACAUGGACAGAUUGAGAGAACGUGUGCAACAGCAGCAGUUGGCAGCAGCAAGGUUGAGAGAUAGGGAUCCAGAAGCACAGAGAAAGAGACAUCAUGAAGGGGAUCCAGUCCGCAUAAAUUCUGAAAAUGAAACUGAUUUCUUGUUGGGUCUUCAUCCAAAAGUGCCUGUUCGCAAGGUGGCUUCUGCUCCAGCUGCACCUGCAUAUAGAGGUUUUAAUCAGGCAGAGGCACGCUUCCAAAUAACAGAUGGUAGGAUAGUUACCGAAGAUCAGCUGAAAAGAAAAACGAGCAGGCCAAAUGAGAAAAAUCAAGGACAACUGCCUGUUUCCAAUCAGUCUAGAAAUAGUGCAAAAACUAUAGCAUCAAAGCCUCUACAACCAAUACACAGACAGACAGAAGAUAAUCAAAUGCAUAAGAAGCCCCAGAAGCCUGUUCGUAAAGUCCGUAAAACUCCUCUUCCAACUACGAAGCCAAAGAAACCAGAACCUGCACCUGGUGUCAGUGCAAGGGCAUGGCGGGAGGGGCAGAAAACCGUUAACAAGGUGCUAGGACCUCCACCAAAGGUACCUAAGCAGACUAUCGAUACAGUGCAUACAAAAGACUCUACUUCUGAAAAGGUGCAAAACUCUGAGGCUCCCACAGACAAUGUUGGGAUUCACACAGAUGAUGAAGUUGAUAGAUUAUCAGAGCAUCCUAUUGAGUCUGACAACGAUAGUAACGUUCACCAGCAGCCAGAAGGGCAAGCUCCUAUUGUAGGACACUUACCUGAUGAAGCCCAUGAAGUCUUAAAUGACUUGCAUCUCGAUGACUCAGAUGAUGGGAGAGACUCAUCCCCUCCCCCAGCAGAGUCCAAGUCUAGCAAAAACAACAACAAUGUACCAAGAUUGUCACGGAAAAAGAAGAACAACAGGUCCAAAUCAAAAGACAUGAGCAACAGCUCUGCUCCAGUGCAGAAGUUACGGCACUAUGAAGCUGAAGAGGUGCAAAAGUACAUGGCUAAACAACGUUUGGAGAGACGGAGAAAGCUGCAGGAAGAUAAAAAACAACGGUUGCUACAAGCAGAGAAGAAAAGGGAAAAGUUGCAAGAUUUAUAUAAGAGACAACGUGAGAAUGCCAAGACAGCCAGUCAGAAGGGAGUCGGGAGUUUUGAAAGGAUACCAGUGGAUAAUGGAAUUAGACUCUUUGAUGAAACAUUCAGCAAGGGUCAAGGUUCUAUGCAGCAGCACCAACAGCGCAUUGUGAGACCAGCCACCCUUCAAAGGAAUCACCCAUACCAGGAAAACCAUAGAAAGAUUGACACGACUGGUUCCGACAAGGAGAAUCGUGCCUUCUGGAGCACUUCCAGCAGCGACAGCUCACUUCGCUCCAGCCCCCAGACUGACCUGUCAUCCUCCACCCCUCAAGAACAACAACCUGGGGUACCUGGCUUCCAGGACCACCAGCAGCAUCAGCAGGAUAUUGGGCGGGACAUCGUCUUGGAACCUGUGAAAGAGGAGGAAUCACUGCCUGUGAUAAGAAACCAACUCAAUGAGAAUGCAAAAAGGGGAGAACAACCUGCAGACAAGGCAGCUGCUGUCACUGCUCCUAGGCCCAACCCAGCCCCAAGCCCUGGGAAGCCCCGUAGCAAGGCAGAGCGGAUAGCAGCACUCAAGGCUACUGCUGCAGCGCUACAAGGCAGGCUAGAGGAUGAAGUCAGGCAACUCACUGGGGACCUCUCCAACCUGGCUGCCAAUGCCCUGGCACCAGGCCAGUCCAACCAAGCUUCAAGGUCACCUUCGAGCCGUCCAGUGGAUAGAUGGGCCUAUCCUAUACCAGGGGUUGCUGCACUGCCUAACAGUAGCUUAUCACCACCAGCCAGACCAGGGGUACCACCCGUACCCACCAUCAGUAACCAAUCACAAUCGGCUACCAAGGCAACUGGUGUGAGGUUCAGCGAACCAGAGCCUACCUCUCCAUUGGACAAACUCACCAGGCAUCAGAAAGUAGCUGGAACCAACCAGGAUUUCAAUGUCUUCAAAGGGGAGCUGCCAGGUGUAAGAAGUCUCUUUGAUCAGGCCCAGGAGUCUCAAGAGAAGAAGGCCAAGAGCAGUGCUGCCACCACCAUCCAAGCAGCCUAUAGGGGCCAUCAGGUCAGGCAAAAGCUCCACUGGGAGCUACCCUCCGGGAGCACCUUGAAGGAUCGCAUCCAGGGCAGGAAAGAAGACGUUCCCAUUCCACAGAUACGACUAUCAACAGGGCUGUCCCUUCCAAAUAAUGUGCUCCAGUCUGAUGGAGAGUCGCUCAGCGAGGGACCUUUGUCUGCAGAAUCUAGUGAAGCAGAAGUGGACCAGGAAUAUACUCCAAAGUUCAAAAGCUUACCAACUCGUGCCCGACCUCAGCAUCUCCUUGACAGCAAACAGACCAACAUUAACUUUGGUCCCUCUCCCCAGGGGCCAGAAAGGGAUGGACUAAGUGUGAUCGACAUCUACAUGAAACGGUAUCAGGAGGCUCAAAGAGACCUUAUGACUAGGCAGAGCGGACGACCUGUGAAGCAAGACAAAUCACCCAGCCUACCACAGUCCUACUCAGAAGACUUCACUGGAGGAAGUCAAGCAUCAUCAUCACACAUCCACUCUAUUCCACUGGACAGUCCAGAGUACAGCAAGACAGGACGUAGCCCCAUUCCCAGUUCCUCUUCAGCUGAUAAUAUCUCCCAACUCACCACUCCAAGGUCUAAACCAUCAACCAAGGAUACUGUGACAAGCAGACCUCCAACCGGUAGAUCAAUAUCAUUACCUUCACCAAGGGACACUUCACAUUCCUUUGCAGACAGUUCACACAGUUUGAACGUCUCUGACAAGAAAAGAUCAAGAACACCGAGUCCCCGACCCACGACCUUACGCGACGCUGGAACCCAGACCCCUCCCAGCUCCAGGAGUUCCCCUUCCUCUAUCAAGUCACGCUCGUCCAGCAGUAGAGGAAGCCAUUCUCCACCCAGCGAUGCUCGAUCUCCUGUCAGUGAUCACAAGUCACCGGUUGAUGAGAUCAGGUCGCUCAUUGAGGAUUUGAAGAAAUCUACAUCUAAUGGGGAGUCUGUGCACAGUGAAGGUGUCAGGAGUGGGAUGUCACCAGGGUCAAGGACAUCACAAGGUCAUUCACCAUCUGUCAGAACACCUGUUGACUCGCCUACAACUCCUCAACCGAGUCAGGGUUCAUUGCAUAGGAAUGCCAAGUCUCCAGUAAGAAGGGAGGUGCUAAGCCACUUCAAGCCCAUCAGUCAACCUGCUAGUGAGAUGUCUGCAAGGUCUUCUGACCUAAGCAGAAGCACGACUUCAACGCUGACUUCAACGAUUCUCCAGCCAGGACCAAAGUUUUAUUCACCUAGUGCACUCCAACUCAAGAUGGCAGCAGAGCUCAAUCUUCUGGAAACCUUGGAGGAGUCUGUGCGGCAACUCUCUGAGGUCGAACGCACCAGGGCAGUGUCCCUGGCCCAUGAGGAAAGUGCCUCUCUGGCUAAGAUCCUGCAAAACCGUCAGCGUGAUCAUGAGAAGGAGCUGCAGAUGCUGUCUUUGAAGGCCAAGCAGGAGGUUGAAGAGGCCAACAGGCAGUUGGAAGAGGUCAAGCAGAAGGCAGUUGAGACGGCGCUUGAGGCAGAACAAGUGCUGGUGAAGGCUAGGAAAGAUGCAGCAUCGGAGACCAGGGACUCAGCGCAGAAGCUGCUCAUGACCCAGGCCGAUGCUGCAAGGAUAACGGCAGAGGCUGCCAAGCAACUUGCUGAGGCUCACAAGGUAUCAGUUAGUAAGCCAUCACCUCCACUCCCAGUGGAUCCAGGCCAGGUGGCAGCAGAUUCUGCAAAGGCAGCAGCAACGGCAGCAGUGACAGCAGCCCUGGAGCAACAGAGACUGCAUCAGAAGGAUAUGCUGCAUGAGAUGAGAGCUUCGGUGCAUCCCCCACCACCAGUCACAAGGAGUGUUGCUGCAGGUAACUCCAGGCCAAGCUCUAUGACACCUAGCCGAAGCAUGGACACUAGGACACCCUCCGCUCACUACUCUGAAGACUUUACCAACACAUCAUCAUCUCAUACUCCAUCUUCAGCCUACACGGCAUCGUCCUCUCAUCGGGUCCUCACUGCUCAAGACAGCUCAUUUUCUCGUCAAUCUGAUGCCUCUAAGAGCAUCAAGACUGCCAGUGAUUUGUCAUUAGGACUCCCUGACCAAACUGAUUCAAUAGCAACAGCCAGUGACAUUGUAUCUGGUAGAGAUGCAAGUAUAAGCGCAGCCAGUGUUGCUAGUUCAUCCAUUAGAACUGAAUCUGGUGCCAGGGCUGCCAGCUCAAUCACAAAUGACAGUAUAUCUGAGGACAUAGACAAGACAAAGUCCAACCAGUAUUCCCUUUCCUUUGAGGAUUCUGAUUCCUCUUCUCGGAGCUCUGUCCUGAGUGUUGUGUCUCCUUCACCGGAUAAAUCUGAGACCAAGAGGGAUUCCCGUCCUGUAUCGAAGCAUGCCGUCAAGGAUAGACCAGACUCUUCAGACUCCAUGCAGUCUGACAAGGAAGGAUCUUUCAGUGGUGUGACCAUCGAGGUGCUUCAGAAACAGCUCAAGGAAGAAGAGUCCAGGUCCCAACAGCAAGUCACUUUAUUGAAGCUGAGGGAGAAGGUUCUGGUUGAUAAGACCAAUGCUGAGCUGGAGUGGUUAGAGCAUCAGAAACGAAGGCUGAAAGAGAAGGACGAUCAGGAUGGUGUCACCAGUCUUAGAAAGAGACAGAGAGCUCUGUUGUCCAAGCUUCAGAUUGAGCAGAAUGAGAUCAAGCAGAUGUUGACUUCACAGAGGCAGGCAAGCCUCGAAAGGCAGCGCCUGCUCCACCAGCAGCAAGAAAUCGCCAGAAUGCGUCGAGCCACUGCUCGCUACAAAGACCAAAUGAAGGACCUGCCACCAGCAUCACCCAACGUGUCCUCCAUUCUGCCAACUCCCAGUGAAGGAGACGAUGCCUCUAUAGGAGGCUCCAUGUCCGGGUCCAUGUCUGACUCCAUGCUCCUGUCACCUCCAGGAGGAGAAGCGGCGGCAGCCAGGGAUUCCACCAUGGAUGCCUCGGCCACGGAGAAGCAAGCAAGGGUCUUGCAGAAGCUCAAGAUGCUGCAACAGCCCCUUAGUAUGAAGUUACUGAUGAAGCGUGAGAUGAAGUUAAAGAAGAGGCGGAAGAACGCUGAAGAGCUCCUUGCUUGGAAGCAGCGACUGGACGAGGAGGAGAAGCAUGUAGCUCACAUGGAGCAUGAGGUCCUUCACCUCUGGGAUGGUGGGAAACGCAAGAUGAAGCCCACUGCUGAUACCCCCUCCUCAGCACCUGCUUCACCUGCUCGAGAUAAGACCAAGAGCGAUAGGGAUGAGGAAUCGGAAGAUUACUCUAUGCCAAGCAGCAGUAGUAAGACAGAUGUCAGUACGACCAGGUCUCACUCUCAACACCCCAGUGUCAAGACCACUCCUAGUCCUGAUCCUAGACUGGGUAGCAGUAGUGAUGCCUCAAUAAUGGAAGAUAUACAAAGUAAGACCAGUAGUAUUGCAGAGGAGAUAGGCUCCGAGAAGUCUCAGUCGGCGAAAAGCAUUUCUGAGAGCCCCCAUACAGGAACUGAACUGUCCAGUGACGAUACCAUCAAGGAAGCCUCUGGCCUACAUGAAUACACCAGUGAUUCCUUUGAGUCUACUGCUGAUAGAACUCUCACGCCAUCAAAACACAGCACCCACCAAGGCCAGGUGCCUCCUGCCGGUGUGUCCACCCCACCAGGCAAGGGUCCGACUGCCCUUAGCUCCUCAACACCCAAGUCUGUGAGCAGUACAAGCACGGUUGCGUCAUCAUCAAGAAGAGGUCCCUUCAUACCGCGCAACAGGAACCGACAUCCAUCAGACAGUGGAUCGGAGUCUGAGAAAUCUUUCUCACAGACUAUGUCAGAGACUGCUUCUGACCAGAGUGAUAUUGAAGGUCGUGUGCGAGCUUUGAAGGACGCCCUCAAGAGGAGAAAGAUGGAGGCAGAUCGCCUGAGGAAGCAACAGAAGAGACUGAACCGAGAGAAGCUUAAGGCCCAAGAAGCGAGUUUGAAGAAACAACUUGAGACCUAUGACAGGUUCGUAGAGACCACCAAGGCCGAACUUGAACAGGAAUCCAAGAAGCAGAAGUUACCAGCAAGCAGCCAUCUUCUUCCUAUGCCCUCUGCCAAACCACAGAUCAAACAACCCAAGGCUGGCACAGACUCCCUCCGUCACGCCCGCGCCCUGCGUCAGAGGACAGCCUCGGAUAGCAGUCAAGAGGGUGCCCUUUCUGAGGCAAGGAGUGUGGUAUCUAUCAAGGGAGGACCCAGCAUGUCUGAGAGUGGACGAUCGAGUAGGUCCAGUCUUGAGGGAGGAGUGACCGGAGAAGAGAGGGUCCCAAGUGUUCUUGGUGGUUCCUUGUCCUAUUCGUCAUUCAGUGCUACUUCCUCACCAAGCACUCACCACAGUGAAGGUGGAGUCAGUCCCAAGUCACCAUACAGCCUCUCCAGGGACCACAGUGCUUCAGCCAGUAGUAGCAUUGCAGAAGACAUCAGUAUUAGGAGUGAUUAUUCAGAUAGAGAGAGCGCACAGGACUCUGAGAAAUUUGACUCUGAGGAUCAUCGGAAGAUAAAAGAGAAACUACAGCAGCAACAUCAUGAGGAGGAGGUAAAGGAUAUAGAAAGAACUUCAAGUGUUGGUAUGAUUAAUGGAAGAAGAUCAGGGGAUGGAAGGGAUGCAGAAGAGGACAUUCCAAAGACUACUCCAGGCAUAAGCCCACCAUUGGCUUACAGACCUACCCCAUCACCAGGAGCUGAAGUUGACGAUGAUGUGUCUGUUUCAUCCUCUGUUCCAGAGGAGAUUAUCUCUGCAGCCAGCAUACAAACUCAGGACUCCUUCGAAGAAUCAAAAUCUGCUGUCAUUAUUUCAAACUUGCCAGAAUCUGAUCAUGAACUGUCAUUUGGGGACAGUUUUGUGGAGUCUCCAAGACAUGCACAUAGUUCUCCACCAGCUUCGCAGUCACCUGAAAGUAGAAAAGCCACUGUUACGCCAGUCCCUGAAGAUGCCUCACAGAGGAGCCAACAAUCAAUACCUAGUUCCAUCCAUGUACGCUCUUCGCACUCUAGUGUUAAAUCUGAAGCCAGCUACAGUGCAGAUUUUAUUGAAUCAUCUCCCACAUCAAAGCGUCCAAGCUCCAAAUCUGAUACUGACGAGGAUAUCAGCGAACAUUUGAGUGAAGUGAGUGAAGUGUCUCUUGCGAAAAGUAGCCUCAGUCAGUCUUCAGGGCACCUGGUAUUUGACUUGAAGGACAAAUCCCCUGUUCAUGAAGAUCCCAGUCUUGAUCUUAACCUCAACCAACCAGAAGUCACAAUAAUCCCUCAAAAGCCAGAGGAGGAGGAAGAAGAGGUCUUUGAUGACAAACCUGCUUGUGACAUAUUUGCAGAUGCCACACUGGAGCCAGAAAUUAAGGAGGUUCUUCCUGGCUUCCAGAUAGGGGAUCGUGUUCUCAUCGGUGGGAAAGAACCUGGCACCUUGCGCUUCAAGGGCACCACCCAAUUCGCUACCGGAAACUGGAUAGGUAUUGAGCUUGAUGAGCCAGAAGGAACCAACAAUGGUACCCUCAAUGGUGUUACUUACUUCACCUGUAAACCAAACUAUGGAAUCUUUGCCCCUGAAGAUAAGAUUGUUCACCUUCCUAAGGAUUACAAGCCAUCUCAGGAUUCUCAGGAUGAGGAAGCCUCUGAACCAUCCUCCAUCGAGGAAGACCUUCCAAGCCAAUCAUCUGUGAGGACAGUUUCUGAAAGCGAACUUGUCAGAACCAUUAGUGUCAGUCACGACAAAGCCCUGGAGCAUAGAUCUAGAGAGGGCCAAGUGGAGGAAGAGGACAAGGAGAGUGAUAGGUCACUAUCUCAACUCACAUCAAUCCAAUCUGAGGACAUUCUUGAAGCAGCCACAGAAGAUGAGCUAUCUGAAGGUGGCAUUGAUGAUGAUGCCUUAGAAAAGCUCAUUAGCCAUGCUGCAGAAGCAGUAGAGUCAUUCUCUUUAGACGAACCUGGUCUGUUGAAGGUAGAUCCAGCUCUUGAGACACCCAGAGGAGCACCAGAGGAUGAAUAUCCAGACAUUGAAGAACUGCCUCAUGAGGAUGAACAGAAGGUUAAGCAGAAUGAAGCCGAAAAUCAUAUAGUCGACUCAAUUACAGAUCACUUGACAGAAAUAAUUGUGAAGGACACAUUUGAUGCUGUACUAGAAAUAGCCGGUAAACAGCAACAGGAUGAACAAGAAGAAAAAUCAAAAGACAGUUUAUUGAAAUUGCUUGUUUCUGCGGAGUCACCAAGGAGUGAUAGUGAAUUUUCUGAAGUGCCCAUUGAAAAAGCAGAAGAAGAUAUUCCAGAGAAGGAACCAAAGCAGAGUGCUGAGAGGCAAGCAGAAUCUGUUGUUAAGUCACUGUUAAAUGAAGCCAUUGGUCAAGCUCUGAAGUUGAGAAAGCAGAAAAAUGCAAAAAUUGAACUUGCCAAUGAGAGAGUAAAGAAAGAGGAAUUAGAUGUGUUGGCAUCGCAGGACAUCAAAACACCAGAGGAUUCAUUGUCUCCAGAGCUUCGGGCAGAAACUCCUUACACUCCAGAUAAGAGUCCUGAAAGGAAAUUUGACAAUAUUUCUCCUCUUGAUGAUGAUAUCUUUAUAAAUAGGGUACAUGUUGAGUCCAGCUCUGGUAGUGAUAAUCUUCCUGUGGCAAGACCAGGCUCACCGAUCUUUGGUGAAUCUGGAAGCGUGAGCCCAGAUGCACUCAAUGAGAAACUUGAGCAACUCCAGCUCCUCGAUAAAGACAUUCUUGAGGCAGAUCUGUUUGGAGAUCAGGAAUGGUUUGAUGAUGAAUUUGGCUCCAUGAAGAAAAGUCAAAGCAUCAUCAAGGUACCAGAGAGGAUAGUUUCACCAAAGAAAGCAGAGACUCCCGCAGGUGUGGCUGCCCAGGAGGCAAAGGUUGCAGCUAAACAGAGAAAUGCUAAGUUAGACUUGAAGAAGAUAGUAGAAGAACCAUUCUAUGCAGUGCCUCAUAAUAUCAAUGAUGUGAAAGAUCUUGCCAGCCAAUCAGUUACAGUCUUCCAUGAAAAGGUGCAAAAUGACGAGUCAGUUAUAAACGUUGUGCCACCAUCUGCCAUUAUGGGAUCUGAUACCAAAGGAUCAGACAUUGAAAGCACAAGUCGUAAAGCAUACAAGAACUUGAUAUUUACGUUGUCUGGUGAAGUUUAUCAAGCCAUCUGCCAAGAGCAGGAACCGACCGUCCAACCUCCUUGGAUGAAACCCAAGCGGAAGCCCCGUCGAUACUUCUUCCAGCAGCCUCCGAGCAAUGAAAGUGAUAUGGCUACAGCUGUGGAGGGGCGAGUAUUGGCCCUUUCUGGUCUCAUUACCAAGCAAAAACCUGUUGGUGCUGUAGGUGGCAGCAAACUUGGCAAAAAGAAAGAUCAUGUUGAUGAAAUUCUGAUUGAUGAACUCAAAGAGGAAGAGCCAGAAUGGAUAGACUAUGACAAUGAUGAACUCUCCGUCAAAAUGCAGCUGGCAGAUGCACUCUUUGAGUCAUUGCUUGUUGACACAGCUAUUGCUCUGCAUCAGAUUGAGGAUAAGCGGAAAGCAAGAGCUGAACGCCGCCAAGAAGAUACCUUCAGCCACCAUGAUGUAGAGUUUUGAAGAAGUGCUGGAGGCAUGCUGGUGUCUCGUCGAUCAAGCAAUGUGGCAGUGAGCAGCUGUCAACGGCCGUCUAGGAAAGAUUGGGAGCCAAGAACUCAUCCUGACAUUGCGCCGAAUCCUCAUUGACUGUCAGCUUGAUAAUCAGAUGACAGCGGCGUGGUCCUUACAGAUCAGGAGGAAUAUCCUUUUGGUAGGUCACUACUGAAUUUGAGGGCAGCAGUUCUCCCAUAAUGAUGGUUUGGUGCUAGGUAGUGUUGUAUUUCUUUACCAAUGAGAUUAGCUCUCUGGCCAUGUGCAAUGCUUUUACUGAUUACAAUCACUUUUUUUUUGGGGGGGGGAACAAACCCUUAAUGUGUCUCAUCAUCAUCAAUGGCCAUCUGCAUAGAAUAGAUUAUCAUAGUAGCUGUGUUAUUGGACUAGACAUGUUUUUGAAAAUAGUUUACUGAAACUAAUUUGGAAACCAUCUCACGAAACAUGUAUUAUCUGGAAGGGUGCUAACAGAAUGACAGAUACUUGACACUCUUUAAGACAAAAUUUUGUUAUUAAAACAGAAUAUGCAGAAGACUUGCCAUUGUCUUGCUCCGGCGAGGAUGUUGGCAUCUUUUAAUCCAUCGAAGCCAAAAUUUGGGUCAUUUUCUCUAUAUUCGAUGUAAAUGUCAAUUUAUUGUGACACUUUUUAGCUGCAUUCAUUCAGUGUGUGGUUUAAGUCAGUUACAUAGUGAAAGGUUGAUGAAGGGUGAUGCCUAUAUUGAUUGCUUAAUGAUAUUAUAAUUGAUGAUCAUAGCAUCAUUGCUCAGAUGGAAACUAUUCAGAGGCAUAAUUGGCACAUUUACAAUAUGCAGCUUGAAAUGUGUGUGAAAUAUUUAAGAUUAUGGAACUCUAUUAAAGCGAAAGUGUAUACUCUCUGUGGCAUAAAAUAUAUAUCAUGAAAUUGUGUCCCAUAAUCACAUAGUAUCACAAUAUCUGUGUUUUAUAUUUUUAUUAAUUCCUUAAAGUUAUGGGGAGGUAGCUAAGAUCCUGUAUUGCUAAUUAAUCCUUGAUAUUCACAGUAUAUACCGGGGGAAAUGAAAAUACUCAUGGUAGAAAUACCAAUGCUAAUUUUGGGAGGACAAUUAAACCAGAUAUUGGCCCCCAAAAUGUUCUUGAAUGUAGGUGAUAUUUAGGUAGUACAUUACUAUUUGAUCAAAACCAUAAAAUCUAAAGACAUUGUUAUAAGAGAGAAGAAAUUUUUAUCCAAUUGCUUAGUAAUGUGCUCAAAAUGGUGGUUAUAUAUGCAUAAAUCCCUGUUUAAAAUUUUUUUUUCUUUUGUGUAGGUCAUAUGUCAGGGCUUUGAAAUAAUGCCCCUUUCACAAUUGGUAGUGUGACUGCUUCCAAUUGUUGCCAUUAUGCGCAACAUAUAUUUUGACCAAAAAAUCACAUUUGCAUUUAUUAGCCAUUGUGAAACCCCCUUAAAUAACUAUUUGACCAAACCAUAAAAUUUAAAGAAAUUAUGAAAGUUUUGAAAUAUUUUUUUUUUUUUGAACAAAGCAGAAACUUGGCUUCGAUCAGGUUAUGAUCUAAAAUGUGUUGCUUGAUGUCUUGCGCUCAGUGUGGUUCUUUCGAAGUUUCUGUGCAUAGUCGUGUUAAUCGCUUGUUUCAUUCCUGCUUGUUAAUCAUUGAUGUGAAUUUGAUGCAAUGAAAGUCUUCUUCCAUACUGGCCAAAGGGAAGUGCCUAUGUACUGGUUCCUUAUGUCUAAAAAGUGAAAUGAAUUAAGUUUAAAACAUUACACUUUCAUCCAUCCAAAUUGGAUUUUUUUUCUUUGUCUAAUAGAGAGAAAACGAAAUGGUUUGCAAUAAUGGUUGGAUCAUAUUUUGCAUAUUCAUUAAGCAUUGAAGAGCUGAUACAUUUCUAAAAUGUUAUAUGUUGGUUACUUUUUAAUGAUUCAAUAGUUUUAUAUCGAUUUUUAUACCUGGUUUGUGAUGGUCCGUGAAAUCCUGUUGUCAUUUGUUCUAAGCAAGGGUUAUGGGGUGAAGAGUGUCAACAAUGUAAUACAUGUACUAUAAGCCUGUCUGUGGCUGUUAUGCCGAAAGAAAAAAAAGUUUACAACGAUAUAAACAUUUGCAUUGAAAAGUUGUAUAUGAUCCAUACUACGUCAUUCCUUUUUCUCUUUUCUUCAAAUUGUAUGGAUGUUAGAGAUUUGGAAUACAGUCCCUGUCUGUCAAUUUUUUUGUUGAACUUGUGUUCAAAAUGAGAGUACCCCAUACAUUUAGUAAACCUCAAAGUUGACUACAUUUUGUCCACAAAUCCAAAUUUGACCUGUAUCAUAUAAAGCAUUCUGAUCGAAUUCAUAUUUGUCUCAUCAUAGUGGUGAUAUAUGCAGUUGAGUCUCAGUCAAGUGACAUUUGAAUUUGUAGUGGUAAAUUUUUAUUAGGUUUUAUGAAAUGGGGCCCAGGUCUGCUAUGCAAAAUAUGUAUGAAGCUGCCUUUGAUGUAUUAUGCCUGAUUUAUUGUAAAUACAGCAACCUUGCCAGUCGGUUUGCCCUAUCAAAUAAAGUUCAUAACAUAUCGAUCUUAGUCUUUUCUAUAACAAGUAAGUUGUUUUCUUACAUGAAAAUUGAGUUAAGCAUUUUUAUUUCCAUGUUUUUGAUGCAAUAUUUUUAAGGGUUCAUUGUCAACACGCAACAGGGUGGUCCUAUAUCACAAGGGCAUUGGAUUAAUUGCAAAUUAAAAGAAAACAACUAAAUCGGAACUAUUCUGUUAUUGUUGCAAAACCUAUAUUUGAUAAGGCCAAGACACAGAAAUAGGUCAUAUAAUAAAAAGAAAUAGUCUGGGUUUAUCCUCAUUCGCUAUUAGGAAAUGAUUAAUUCAUUGCUUUCAUUCAAACCUGACCGUCUUUAGGGGAAAUGAGGUAACAAUGACAAUGAUAGUUGUAGAAAUUACCGCAGUACUCUUACUGGAAACCUACAUGUUAGCAUAUUUAAAGGAAAUAACAGAGGUUAUUUAAAGAUCAAAAGCAUUACAUUUUAUUCAAGCCAACCUUAUUCAAUUUAACAUUUUCUGCAUCUGCAACCCUUAGUGGUGCAGGAUGUGUAGAUUUUGUCCAUCCUGUCAGUGUGUAAGUAAUUUGGUUUUUACAUAGAUCUGUGGACCAACUCUUAACAUGUCCAUUUGAAAAACGUGACCCAGGGCCUAGAAUCUCUGACUUCUGAAAUAUAUGUAAAUUCUUGAUGCUGGCCAAGCGCCCCAGCUUAUUUCUCACAACUAACAAGCAAAAUAUAAUUGAUCAAAUUUGUAUAAACUAUGUAGAAUGCAUGCAAGGUGAAUCAAUAUUGUUUGAAUAAUAGGAAGUCAAAGGACAUCAGGUCAAUGUUGUCCUAUUAAGAGACAGAGUAUUAAGACAAUGAAAAUAUUUAUCAAGUGGUUGUGGUCAACAGAAUCCAUGAUAUAACUCUCAAGAGAUGAUUUUGAAUACAGUGGUCCACAAACACAGGCAUAUUGACAACCGAGUCAUUCUAAUCUCGUUACCGGAAUCCUUGCCUUUUAUAUUGUAUGUAUCCAGUCCAAUAUUUUACAGCUUAUCUUUAUAUCAUAUAUCUGUACAGGGAGGAAUAAUCCUCUUUAUUUUGACAUUCUACUGAGUAUUCUGCACUUCACCAAGAUGUACAUGCUAUAUUUUGCUAUCAUUUUCAUAUAUAUAAAAAAAGGUAUUUUAAUAAUUUGUAAUUCAGUGUACAUUUUUGAUAAAGUGUUGAUGACAAGGGGCAAUUAUGUUACUCAGAAAUGGUUUGGAAUUUGACAGUAAGGAUUCUGCAGCUGGUGUGUAUUUAGAUGAAACUGAGCUAUAGAUGCAAGUGAAUAGGUUUACACUUUUGUCCUACCAUUUAUUGUCAAGUAUGUGUUGGGCUGUUGAUAUGUAAAUAUAUAUAUUUGGAUCAUUUUCAAGGUGAUGAUGAUGUUUCAAUUGGCAUAUCAUGUUAAACAUGGCCAAGUGCAAAUAUGAUAUUCCAUGUGUAAUAUUUUAACAUGUGGGUAUAUUGCGAGAUGGCAUGUAUAUUCAUUUCACCUGGAUAAAAAUCUAAUGAAUCACAGACGUAUUCACUUUUUCUAUCCAUUAACUCUAUUAUUUAUUUGCUUAUGCCUGAAAUAAGACAAAUUUUACGUGAAAUGUGUCAUAUACUCAGAGUUUUUAAGCAUCUCCACUUUUUUUUAUUGCAGGAAAAUUGUGAUGGCUGCAAUAUCCUUUUAUUUAUUAUUUUACCAGUAACUUUGUGCAUUAUAAUGGAAAUUUUCUUACCAAGUGCAUUUAACUUGCAUGUUUGUAGGAUUUUUUUAAUGAAUUUUAUUAUUAUUAUCAUUAUUACUGGAACAUUUCAUUGAAAAUCAACUAUUGCUAGGAUGCUGUAAUGAUGAGAAGCCUGAAUGAAAAAAAGCAUAUAAAUUUUGUAAAGAUGAUAAUGCCUUGUACAUAUAAUUCCUGAUGUAAAUAUAUAUGUCUAAAUGUAUAUGAGAAUGUACAAUGUAUAGAAGUAUGUGUUAUAAUGUAAAUAUUAAACUUACUGAUCAUAAUGUGAAUAAAAGGCAAUUUAAGAGGGCCCCUCAUAUCAAACAA